UCGGCGAGAAAUAUUCUUUCAAAGGAAUUUUCUUAUUAUUCAAAAAUGUUACUUAAUUAUUUACACAAUAAAUUGGGUAUAGAUGCUGGAACUAAAAAAUAUGCUGAAUGUUUUCAUUUAAUUUCAACUUCAUUUAUUGGAGUAGAAAACUUAAUUUCAUUAAUAACGUAUCAUGAAGCUUUCUAUAAACACCCACCACAACGCCUUGAAAUGCCAAAUUCUCUUAAAGCUAUUUUUUAA
This is a messenger RNA of Meloidogyne enterolobii, 240 nucleotides long. NCBI's taxonomy places the organism in Eukaryota, Metazoa, Nematoda, Chromadorea, Rhabditida, Meloidogynidae. The record is from the annotation of a GenBank genome assembly.